AUGAAGACCACGCUGCUAGCAUUUCUCCUUUUUCUUGCCCUUACCUCACAACCACUACUUGAAGCAGCUGAACCUGCAUCUGAGCCAGUGAUUGACACAUCAAGAAAGAAGCUCCAAACUGAUGCAAAUUACUAUAUCAUCCCUGCAGUGCCCUUUACCAUAUGUGGCUUUGUUAGCUGUUUCACUGGUGGAGGCCUUGCACUUGACAGCGAUAAUGAAUCUUGCCCUCUUGAUGUGGUUGUAGAGAAAGCUAAUCAAGGUCUACCAUUGAGAUUCACACCUAUUAACACUAAGAAAGGUGUUAUUAAUGUCUCUACUGAUCUCAACAUUAGGUUCUAUAAUGCUGAUGAAAGAUGUCCUCACUUUUCCACAGUGUGGAAGCUUGAUAAUUUUGUUGCAUCUAUAGGACAAACAUUUGUUACCACUGGUGGUGUUUUGGGCAACCUGGGUCAGCAUAAAAUUCUUAAUUGGUUCAAGAUUGAGACGUUUGAUGAUGCUUAUAAGCUGGUUUAUUGCCCCAGUGUGUGUCCAUCUUGCAACCAUGUGUGCAAGGAUGUCGGAAUUUUUGAGGAUGGGAAUAAGAAAAUGCAUCUGGCUCUUAGUGAUAUUCCCUUCAAAGUUAAAUUCCAGCGUGCUUGA
Messenger RNA from Abrus precatorius (Indian licorice), 639 nucleotides. RefSeq names its product kunitz trypsin inhibitor 2-like. The transcript has a single exon. The coding region runs from base 1 to 639 and encodes 212 amino acids. Gene Ontology annotation, molecular function: endopeptidase inhibitor activity. Lineage: Eukaryota; Viridiplantae; Streptophyta; Magnoliopsida; Fabales; Fabaceae. The record is from RefSeq and is a predicted model, not a curated record.